CAAAAUACUGUCGUCUUGAGCAUUCGUUGCCGCUCCCCAUGGUCGCUGUCCACGUCCGCGGGUCGGAAUCCGGCGCUCUGCGAGCGGCGGUUGCGCUCGUUCGUGGCCUUGAGCCAGUGAUGGACGUGCAUCUAACGAUUGCGCUGAGCAACGACCCUCUUGUCAUCACUGUCGGCAGCGGUGCCUCGGCAGUGACGUGCGCCAACGUCAACGAGCUUGCCAAGCUUCUUCGCCGUCAUAUUCACUGGUUGCCGCCGCCGUCCAGCGAGCCACUUCGACUCUUCGUCGCAGGUGACAAAUCCCAGGUCGGUAAAUCGACAACGUGCAUGGCUCUCCUCGGCGCCUUUCUCAAGCUCGGAUACCGCGCCGACGAGCUCGCCUAUAUCAAACCCACGACACAAUGUGAGGCGCCGCAAAUGAUAUCGACCUUUUGUACUCAUCACGGGAUUGCCGCUGUUCCGAUCGGUCCCGUCGUCUUCUUCUCUGGCUUUACACGGUCGUUUUUGGACCAGCCGGAUCAACAAGCAGCAAGCAGCGUGCUGCUCGACAGCAUUCGCGACGCCGUUCGUGGCCUGUCCCGGGGCAAACGCAUCGUUGUUGUCGAUGGCGUGGGCUAUCCAAGUGUUGGGUCAAUUUGUGGUGUCUCCAACGCUGAUGUCGCUUCGGCACUACGCCCAAUUUCGGUUUUGCUCGUGGGUAAACCUGGCGUUGGUGAUGCGGUCGACUCGUUUAAUCUCAACGCGAGCUACUUUGAGGCCGCAGGCCUCCGCGUUCUUGGAGCCGUCUUCAAUCGGCUGCCCGCUGAAGGGUACUACUGCCUUGCUAACUGCGAGCGCAGCGUGCGUCAGUACUUUGCACACCAUGCGUACCGCGACCAAAAGGCGUAUGGAUUUGUGCCAGAGUUCUCACCGACCAUCACCGAUGACACGAGCGCGACCUACGAGCAGAUUGUUUCGAACUUCACGGCGUCCGUUGAUGUCGUCGGCUUGCUUCGCGAUGCGCGAAAUGUCAUCAACGCGACACCAAAGCGACGUUUGGAGCCAUUGGCGCUGCCGGAGUCACCGCCGCUCAAGAAGGCGAGGCCGCUCACAAUCGCGUUUCAAGACCGAAGCACCGUUCAGACACAAGCCGCAGCUAGUGGUGCUGCCUCGUCGUGACGCGGCUAGGUUACUGUGCCUUUAAUUUGUAUGCGAACCCCACCAGACAUGCAUGACGCAGUCGUCGUCAACCAGCAAGCCUGGCCGACGAUUGCCGAAAAGGGCAAGGGCUCGAAUUCGUAGGUAACAAAAUAACCUCGUGCGUCAAGAAAUAACGUCUUAGUUACGAUCUUCGA
Messenger RNA from Saprolegnia diclina VS20, 1333 nucleotides. RefSeq lists its product as hypothetical. The transcript is spliced from 4 exons. The record is from RefSeq and is a predicted model, not a curated record. Bases 39 to 1157 code for a protein of 372 amino acids. Lineage: Eukaryota; Oomycota; Saprolegniomycetes; Saprolegniales; Saprolegniaceae.